Molecule: messenger RNA, 2415 nt
Organism: Acomys russatus (golden spiny mouse)
Lineage: Eukaryota; Metazoa; Chordata; Mammalia; Rodentia; Muridae
Gene: Znf263
Product: zinc finger protein 263
Exons: 6
Coding region: 233-2281 (682 amino acids)
Biological process (GO): regulation of transcription by RNA polymerase II
Molecular function (GO): RNA polymerase II cis-regulatory region sequence-specific DNA binding; DNA-binding transcription factor activity, RNA polymerase II-specific
Source: RefSeq, a predicted model, not a curated record
GCAUAACUCACGCGCUGAAACUUCCGCCCCGGUCGCCGAGAGCUAAGUUCUGUGCGGCCCGAGAAGCCGGUCAGGUGGCGACGCUGCAGGCCUAUUAUUGCCAAGGUUUCGAACUGGGGUUUUCCGGCGGGAUUUGGAGCUCGGGGCCUCUCGUGAUCUACCGUCGUAGAGAACCUAGGGCGUCUGGCAAGGCGGACGUAGCUGGUUUCGGGACCUAGGCACUCUGGGGGCCAUGGCUAUGGCUGCGGGUCCGAGCUCCCAGGAGCCGGAAGGGCUCCUGAUAGUGAAACUGGAGGAGGACUGCACCUGGAGCCAGGAGGUACCCCCGCCUGACCCCCAGCCCAGCCCAGAGGCCUCCCAUCUGCGUUUUCGACGGUUCCGCUUUCAAGAGGCCUCUGGUCCCCGAGAGGCGCUUAGCCAGCUUCAGGAGCUUUGCCAUGGCUGGCUGCAGCCGGAGAUGCGCACCAAGGAGCAGAUACUGGAGCUCUUGGUGCUGGAGCAGUUCCUGACCAUCCUUCCCCAGGAGAUUCAGAGCCGGGUGCAGGAGCUGCGCCCAGAGAGCGGCGAAGAAGCAGUGACCCUUGUGGAGCGUAUGCAGAGAGAACUCGGGAAACUGAGGCAACAGGUCACAAACCAAGGGCGGGGAGCAGCAGUGCUUUUGGAGGAGCCUUUGCCGCUGGAAACAGCACGAGAGUCACCGAGCUUCAAGCUGGAGCCAAUGGAGACUGAGCGAAGCCCUGGCCCCAGGCUGCAGGAGCCGCUAGACCCCAAGGGGGACCCCCAGGCUGUAAAGGAGAGGGCAUUGUCUGCUCCCUGGCUCUCUGUCUUUCCUCCAGAAGGGCAUGUGGAAGAUAAGGAUGUGCCUGGGCCCCAGUUGCCCGAGAGCUUCGAGGACAUGGCGAUGUAUCUCUCUCAGGAGUGGGGCCACCAGGACCCUAGUAAGAGAGCCCUCUCAAGGGACAUGGUGCAAGAUAGCUGUGAGAGCAUGGGCGCCCUAGAGCCUUGCGUUGCCGGUCAGGAGGUCUUAAGCACCCAGGUGGAAGAAGGAGGGACGCCAUGGGAUCCGAGUGUCCAGAGUUGCAAGGAAGGGGUGAGCCUCAGAAACCCAGUUCCAGGGGUAGAGAAGUUUGAGACCCUAGAAGGAAAUGUUGAGUCUGUUUCUCCCGAAAGUACGGAUCAUCCGGUGCUGCUGGCUGGCCAGGCCAGGAGGGAGGUGCCCUGGAGUCCUGAGCAGGGAAGGCCUGAUGACAGAGAAGAGGGACCCUGGGAAUGUCCCUCAGGAGACAAGAUAGAGGAGUCCUUAGUGGGAACCACGGCUUCUAGGGGACUGCUGCAGCCAAAGGACCAGCCCAAGAAACUCCAUUUGUGUGCCUUGUGCGGCAAGAACUUUUCUAAUAACUCAAACCUCAUGAGGCACCAGAGGAUCCAUGCUGCCGAGAAGCUGUGUAUGGGUGUGGGGUGUGGGGAGGGCUUUGGUGGCCAUCCGCAUUUUCUCUCGCUGCACAGAACACACAUGGGAGAGGAAGCCCAUAAGUGCCUUGAGUGUGGAAAGUGCUUCAGUCAGAAUACCCACCUCACCCGCCACCAGCGCACGCACACGGGCGAGAAGCCCUACCAGUGCAGCGUGUGUGGGAAAAGCUUCUCUUGCAACUCCAACCUCCACAGACACCAGAGGACACACACCGGGGAGAAGCCCUACAAGUGCCCUGAGUGUGGGGAGAUCUUUGCCCACAGCUCCAACCUGCUUCGCCACCAGCGGAUCCACACCGGGGAGAGGCCCUAUCGGUGCCGUGAGUGUGGGAAGAGCUUCUCUCGGAGUUCACACCUUGUCAUUCAUGAAAGAACCCAUGAGAAGGAGAGACUCGACCCUUUCCCCGAGUGUGGGCAAGGCAUGAGUGACAGUCCUCCCUUUCUGACAAACCACGGAGCUCACAGGGUGGAGAAGAGACUCUUCGAAUGUUCAACUUGUGGGAAGAGUUUCCGACAGGCCAUGCACCUGACGAGACAUCAGCGAACACACACAGGAGAAAAACCGUAUAAGUGUACCCUUUGUGGGGAAAGAUUCUCCCACAGAUCCAACUUGAUCAGGCACCAGAGAAUUCACACAGGAGAAAAGCCCUAUACCUGUCACGAGUGUGGAGACAGUUUCUCUCACAGUUCCAACCGGAUUCGUCACCUGAGAACCCACACAGGAGAGAGACCAUAUAAGUGUUCCGAAUGUGGAGAAAGCUUCUCCCGGAGCUCACGCCUCACAAGUCAUCAGAGAACUCACACUGGUUAGAAACAAGAGGUUUCUUUUUGCCUCAGUUUUGGCAGAAAGUUGUCUUACCCAGAAUUGGUAUUCUUUGCCGUAUCUGGUGUAUCUUGCAGGUAAUUAAUACAAAGAGAAAAUGGGACUUAUUUUAAGGGAGGUGC